CGACGAUGCACCGCCUGCUUCCACACCUUCCGCACGAGGCCGUGCCCCUCGACGCGCUCCUCGAUAUGACUUCGGACGACGACGAGUCCCUCAACGAGGCCGACCUUCUGGGCCCUGCGACGCCGCUGGACUUCCUGGACCCAUUCGUGGACGCGACCAAGAGCCGCCGCCUCUGCCGAGCGAGCGGCUGCGAGAAACGAUCGCGCUCCCACGGUCUCUGCAUCGCGCACGGCGGCGGGCGUCGUUGCGCCGCCGAGGGCUGCCCGCGGUCGAGCCAAGGGGGCAACUUUUGCAUCAAGCAUGGCGGUGGCAAACGCUGCAAGAUCCAAGGGUGCAACAAAGCGGCCCAGUCGGCGAUGCUCUGCAAAGCCCACGGCGGCGGCCCGCGCUGCGUAGCGCCCAACUGCCAACGGAGCUCCCAAGGUGGCGGCUACUGCCGAUCGCAUGGCGGCGGCAAGCGAUGCACCGUCGAUGGCUGUGAGAAAGGCGCCCAGCGCGGUCAGUUUUGUACUCUCCACGGCGGCUCGCGGCUCUGCGUUGUGGUCGGCUGCAUGCGCAACGACCGCGGUGGCGGCCUCUGCGCGACGCACGGCGGCGGCAAGCGCUGCUCGUUUGAUUCUUGCAGCCGUCCGUGUCGACGCCACGGCCUCUGUGCCAUGCACCUUCGCCUUGCAGGCCCAAGUGCACCGACCACACCACCUCAACUACCCGUGUGA
Molecule: messenger RNA, 716 nt
Organism: Saprolegnia parasitica CBS 223.65
Lineage: Eukaryota; Oomycota; Saprolegniomycetes; Saprolegniales; Saprolegniaceae
Exons: 1
Coding region: 6-716 (236 amino acids)
Source: RefSeq, a predicted model, not a curated record